AUGAAGACAAUAUCUAUUAACAGUGUUCCCAGUUCCGAUAUUCCUUCCCAACAGGAACUACUAACUGAAAAAAAUCCAUCAACUAGCAAUGAAGAGGUAAAUGACCAAGGAAUAAAUAAAUCGCAAAAUUUAAAUCAUUAUAGUGAAGCUUUAGAAUCGGCCCAAAAUCAAAAAGAAAGGAUGACUUUACCAAUUUCAGAAUAUGAAAAUACAUCCACAAAAUCAUUACCUGACUCAUCAUUAUCUUCAUAUGAGCAAACUAUUCAUAUACCAAAUAUAAAUACCGGUCAGGAAAUAAUUGACGAACCAAAAGAAAUUAAUAAUAGUGAAUUACCACCACCUAAAAAAGAUAACAUUGUUCAAAAUGAAAUUAAUAACAUGGAACUUGAUUCUUCCAAAUUUAUGAAUUUUGAAUAUGGUCAAAUUUCACAACAACCAAAUUCCAAUAUAACUAAUUCUAUUUGGAAUUCCCAAAUUAAUAAUAAUGUAGACAAUUUAUCUGGUAAUAUUGAUCAAAAUUUUGAUAGAGAAUAUCGCUAUAAGUUUCGUAGUCGCCAUUCUCCAAAUUUCCGAAUAGGAAAUGAAAAAUCAGAUAAUGAUAAUAAUAAGGCCCCAUUUAGUUUGCGUAAAUUAACAGAUGCUGAAUUCCAAGCUCUGCCUUCAGGGUCUCGUUUGUUUUUAGGAAAUUUAUCCACUCAAUCAAUUUCCAAAAAAGAGCUUUAUGAUAUCUUUUCUCCUUAUGGAGAGGUUUUUCAAAUAUCUAUUAAAAAUAGUUUUGGAUUAGAAGUUUCUCACGGUAAGCCGCAUCGCCUUUCACCAAAUCAAGAUACUGGGUUUAAAACUAAUUCUGGGCAUCGUCAUGAAAAACAUUGGAACCAAAGAGGUGGUAAUAAAAAUAAUUGGCAUAAUAGUAAACGAGAAUAUUCACCUGCCAGGGGACAUCAUACUCAAAACCAUAAUGAUUGGAAUUAUAAUAAGGAAUCUAAUGAAAGAGAAUAUCGUCAUGAUUCAUACAGAGAAGAAUACCGUGAUCAAAGAGCUUCCCACAGAUCUAAACCAUACAAAGUUCCUAAUAGAGAUUAUUUAGAACAAAAACAAAGUCGUGAUAGUAGGUCACAAUCACAAGAUAAGACUAAUGAAGAAUUUCCUUUACCUAGAAGGCAAGGUAACGAAGUACCAGAAUGUCAAAUAAUUGCUCUUGAAGAAGUUGAUCGAGAAGCAAAUAUUUCUGUUCAUACACUUCAUUUAUCUAGAAAACUUCAAAUUCAAGCAGUUGUUCGUCAAAUGAUUGUAGAAGGAGUACAUGCUGUCAUCUUUUUGGAAAGAGUUCUUGCAAUAAACGGCAAGGUUAAUAUGCAAAUUUUUGAACAUCAACGUUUUCAAGACAAUGUAAAAUAUGAUGAAUAUAACAGCAUUAAAAUAGAAGAGGCGGUCGGAUUAUUGUUGCGAGCUCGUGUUUCAUCAGUUUCUGUUAAUAUUCAACCACUAGAUAAUAUAUUAAUGGGUGGGCAACAAAUUCUAUCCCAAACACAACAAGCUGCCCCAGUUACAGAACAAUCAAAUGCAGCCAAUAUUAAUCCAAACUCAUUAAAUAACGUUAAUUUUGCUGCACUUGCCAAUUUGCUUGGUAGUUUGCAACAAAAACAACCAACAGGUCCCCAAAAUGUUCAUUCUAUUCAAGGAAUACAAUCUAUGCAAUUAGUUCCACCUAAUACUAAUUUACAACAUCAGCCAGGGUUCAUACCUGUACAACAGCAAAAUUUUGAUAUACAACAAAUACUUAGACAUUUAGCACCUGCAAAUACUUCAAAUCAACAGCCAUAUAUGCAGGUACCCCCACAUAAUCUUACACAACAGUCUACUACUUAUAACACUUCAAUGAUCAAUCAGCCUCAUGUUGUCAAUCCAAAUGUUAUGCUUCCUAAUACUCUUCCUUUAUCUCAACAUCAAUCCCAACAUGUUGCGCCAAAUUUACAACAAUUUUCUAACCAAAUUCCUGGUAGUUCUAAUGUAUCGGAUCUUAUGGCACAAUUCAAUAAUUAUAAUAACCAAUGUUAA
Messenger RNA from Entrophospora sp. SA101, 2058 nucleotides. NCBI's taxonomy places the organism in Eukaryota, Fungi, Glomeromycota, Glomeromycetes, Entrophosporales, Entrophosporaceae. The record is from the annotation of a GenBank genome assembly.